Molecule: messenger RNA, 783 nt
Organism: Gossypium raimondii (Peruvian cotton)
Lineage: Eukaryota; Viridiplantae; Streptophyta; Magnoliopsida; Malvales; Malvaceae
Exons: 3
Coding region: 1-783 (260 amino acids)
Molecular function (GO): zinc ion binding; nucleic acid binding
Source: RefSeq, a predicted model, not a curated record
AUGUGCAAAAGAUUUGAAGACGAUUUGAAUGAAGACAUUAAGCUGUUAGUCGGGAUUUUGGAAAUAAAAGAGUUUAUGGUACUGGUCAAGCGAGCAUGCAAAGCUGAAGAACUUGGGAAAGAGAAAAGGAAAACUGACUUUGAAGCUAGAGAUUCAUUGAAUGGCCGGGCUUGUUUCAAAUGUGGAUCAUUAGAUCAUUUCAUCCGUGAAUGUCCUAAGUUGGCCAACCAAGAUAUAAUGCAGAAUACAAGGCCGAUUAACACUGCAGCUAGAGGUAGACCACCAGAAACACGGGUAAUAUCUGAAGCCCGCGCACCUGCCAGAGCUUAUGCUACUCACACUCAUCGUGAAGAAGCUUCAUCUGUAGAUGUUAUUACCGGUACUUUCACUCUUUAUGAUACUACUGUGAUUGCAUUGAUAGAUUCAGGAUCAACUCAUUCUUAUGUAUGUGAGACUUUAUUAUCCAGUAAGACUUUGCUUGUAGAGUCUACUGAAUUUGUGAUUAGAGUAUCAAACCCCUUAGGCAAGUGUGUUUUAAUAGAUAAAGUGGGCAAGAACUGUCCGCUGAUGAUUCAAGAUUUCUGCUUUCCGACCGAUUUGAUGUUGUUGUCUUUCGAUAAAUUUGAUAUAAUUUUGGGUAUGGAUUGGUUAACAUUGCAAGAUGCUAUUGUAAACUGCAAACAGAAGAUGAUUGAUUUGAAAUGUCAGAAUAAUGAGAUUAUCCGGAUUGAAUUAGAUGCUUUGAAUGGUUUACCGGCAAUGAUUUCUUCGAUGUUAGCUUGA